GCUCUAUUUCCGGCAGCGCGGGACCGGGCGCUUCCGGCCAAGCGCUACUUCCGGGGGCAGGUUUCCGGCGGGGGCUGGGCUGCAGGGGCAUAAGAGGGUUGCUGAAGAUUGUGACAAUGGCUGGUCGCAGAGCUGCUAUAAAAGCAAUUGACUGGGCAGCAUUUGCUGAGCGAGUGCCUCCCAAUCAGAAAGCCCAAUUCAUUGCCCUGAAAUCACGCAGUGAUGCUCUCGCAGCCAAGCUUGCUUCUUUGCCAGAUACUCCCCCAACCAUUGACUGGGCGUUUUACCGGACUGCAGUUGCCAAACCUGGUCUGGUAGAUGAAUUUGAGAAGAAGUUUAAGGCACUCAAGGUUCCUGAGCCUGUGGAUACCCAAACAGCUAAAAUAGAUGUGCAAGAACGAGAGGCGGCCAAAGAUGCUGCUGCUUUUAUACAAGCAUCUAAAGAGCGUGUUGUGAAAUAUGAGAAGGAGCUUCAGAAAUAUAAAAAUAUGGUUCCUUUUGAGAACAUGACCUUGGAGGAAUACUAUGAGGCAUUUCCUGAAACAAAGAUGGAUAAAGAGAAAUAUCCAUAUUGGCCACAUAGGUCGACUGCUGAGUGGUAGAUACUGGCUGUCUAAAAGCACUUUGCUCAUUCUUCGGGAACCUGUCCAAUAAAGUGAUUGUUCUGGAUACUUAGAAA
Pogona vitticeps (central bearded dragon) is the source of this 679-nucleotide messenger RNA. It is a transcript of the gene ATP5PD, whose product is annotated as ATP synthase peripheral stalk subunit d. Gene Ontology annotation, molecular function: proton transmembrane transporter activity. NCBI's taxonomy places the organism in Eukaryota, Metazoa, Chordata, Lepidosauria, Squamata, Agamidae. Gene Ontology annotation, biological process: proton motive force-driven ATP synthesis. The record is from RefSeq and is a predicted model, not a curated record.